AUGGUCGCGAGUAAGACGCGCGCGCUGUGCAACGAAUGGGCCCUGUUUUCGGCCUCAUUAUCACCAGAUCACCUAUCAAGGGCACUUAACCGUAUAGCAUUAAACUUCUGGAGGCUGCCACAAGAGGUCGACCUACGACGGGAUCACUGUCUAAAGGGAUUCCUUGAGAAACACGUUAUCCGUACCAUUUUCCCAAAGGUAAAGCUAAACAAUGAGGGUCAACUGGGUAUUGAAGCGCUGCUACAACCGUUGCAACAGCGGGCGCUGCUACUUGGAAAGUCUGGAGCCCUGCGUCCGAAGGAUGCAUCACUGGUACUCAAUGCCUACGCCAAGAUCUAUCAGACUGUGAACCAGUCCCAUGCUAUGUCAUCACAUCAGUGGAAAGGCGUACCGAGACUCUUAAGACAUUAUGCGACGGAAAUUAUACCAACAGCGCGUUCCCUGGUCUCCGACAUGAACGAACAGGAUUUGUCACUCGUGCUGAACUGUAUGUCCAAAAUGGGUAUUCAAGCAGACGAGCUCCUUAAAGUUGCUAGCAGAGAGUUGGUAAGGCAUCUGAGGGGACAUUUUGGCCAGGAGACAUAUGGCCACAAAGCCUCCCACGUACUACCCAAGGCGAAAUACAACCUGUUUUCUCAAUUGACACCUCAAGGCGCAUCACUGAUCGUUAAUUCCUUUGCAAAGUCUAAUGUAGCGCUGGAUGAGUCUGUUAUUGGGCAUAUAUUGCACAGAUUUCUGCCGGAAAACCUUGAGCGUUUCCUCCCGCAGCAACUAGCAAUGCUACUACAUGGUUUUAUGAAGUUCAAUGUGCCAAAACGUGAUGUGCAUACUUCGUUAUGUCACUUGGAUCAGUUAGUAGCAUCGGAAUUUGCUGGUACCAAUGCAAAGCUGCUUUCUGCUUCCAUGUAUACCUUUGGGAAGUACAAUUUCUUGCCAUUAGCACUGGCAAGGAAACUGGAUGGCAUAACCCAAUCGAAACCGAUGAGAUGUUCGGAACUAGAGAUCAGUAAUAUAUAUUAUGGUUUGGGGAGGUUGAAUUUGCGUUGUGAACGUUUUUUGGCGAAACUCGGCCAAUCGUUGUCAGCGAUACUUCACGACCUCAGUCCCCAGGGUCUCUCUACGGCCUGUUAUGCACUGGCAAGGCUGGAAGUAGACGAUGCGCUAUACUCUACUGUUUUGCGCCAGUUUGAUAAAAUAGUCAAACGUAGCAAAGAUUCUAUAAAUUGUAAUCGUAUCAGCAACUCUCUGGCCACUGCAAACAAUCAGGUGUUGCCACUCCAUUUGGUAAACGUCUGCUUCAGCGCAACCACGGCAAUGAUUGUCGACCAGAAUAUUUUUGCGUCUAUGCUGGAUCACCUGUAUUUAUGCUUUAGGAAGUACCAAGGUACCUCGGAGGGUGGGAUACGCGGUUCCUCAGAUGGUCAUGCAGAUGCAUCAUCUGGUCUUGGUUCUUUGCCUGCUGACGGCAACGCUAUGGUCGCGGAUCGUCGGACUUGUGAUUUCAUUAACACGGAAUUAGGCACACAGGGUAUUUAUCAACUCUACUGCAUCUGUCAGCAUAUUGCCGUAUUUGCUCAUGGUGGUCUGCGUGCUCAAAACCUAAAUGUACUUCAGCUUCUUGAACAUUUGUUCGAUACUUGGGAUAAAAUAUCACGUGAUCGACAUGUUACAGGUAUCCUUGACUACACCGACGGAUCUGUUUCUUUGGUUGAUCCAGAUAUAACUACGUCAAGAAUACAGACUGCGGUGUUCGACCUUCUGAAGACGAUGAUACCCGCCUGUGGAGUGGCAGAACAUGCGCCCUCGUCCGACACCGCAGUUAACGGAACACAACAGAAACACACCAUGAUAGUGGCGGAGUCGCAAGCUACUCCAUACGUGAUCGACAUUCUUUUAUAUAGUGUGUAA
Messenger RNA from Babesia sp. Xinjiang, 1908 nucleotides. RefSeq lists its product as uncharacterized. The record is from RefSeq and is a predicted model, not a curated record. The coding region runs from base 1 to 1908 and encodes 635 amino acids. Gene Ontology annotation, biological process: mitochondrial RNA processing; regulation of mitochondrial mRNA stability. Gene Ontology annotation, cellular component: mitochondrial matrix; ribonucleoprotein granule. The transcript has a single exon. Gene Ontology annotation, molecular function: RNA binding. NCBI's taxonomy places the organism in Eukaryota, Apicomplexa, Aconoidasida, Piroplasmida, Babesiidae.